Molecule: messenger RNA, 1263 nt
Organism: Colletotrichum costaricense
Lineage: Eukaryota; Fungi; Ascomycota; Sordariomycetes; Glomerellales; Glomerellaceae
Product: NOT2/NOT3/NOT5 family protein
Exons: 6
Coding region: 1-1263 (420 amino acids)
Biological process (GO): nuclear-transcribed mRNA poly(A) tail shortening; regulation of DNA-templated transcription
Cellular component (GO): CCR4-NOT core complex; P-body
Source: RefSeq, a predicted model, not a curated record
AUGGAUAAAGCAUCGUCUUCUUCGCCUCGCGAGAAGCCCAAAAAGGGCUACGCGGAUGUCCUAAAGACCGAAUUUCCAUCUCUCUCCAACAACGCCCAGAUGAACACCACCGGUCAGUCAAACAUGUGGUCAUCAACAGCGUCGCGGAACCUGGGUGCUGGCCCAGUGCCACGCAACCAGCAGUCGACGCCACUGUCGGCUCAGAGCGGCCAGGAUGAGCUCUUCACGCCAACUUCGGCUCGCCAAGGCGCCUUUCGCUUCGGUGGUCAGAGCAGCGCAGGUCCGGCGCCUCAAGCCCAGUCUAAUCCUGUGGACGAUUUCCCGCCCUUGAACAGAAACUCGAACGGCGAAAUCGGUGGUGAGCGCAGUGCUAACCUAAUGCCCUCUUUGGGUUUCGGUGGCAGCCAGGCGACUGGCUCAACCGCCGCGAUACCUCCUGCCCGAAGCGCAGGUGCCGGCAACGGUCUUCUCAAUGCGCUCUCCGCGAAUAGCAGAACUUCAGAUGGUCGCUCACCUUCCAUCGCUAGCGUGCAAGAUCAUGCAAGAAUACAAGAGGCAUCUGUCGAAAGAGGCAACUCUUUCUCUGAAGAGAAUGGUGGCGACAGCGCUUCUCAGUCCGCAGAGACCAGAAACCCCCCCGGCGCCAUUGGCAACGACGCAGUCACAGGCAAUGGCAAGGCCAAAGAGGAGAAGGAAGGCCAAUCGCCCGACGUGCAGGACCCUCUGGCGGGAAUGGCGCCCAUUGACAAAUUCGGCAUGAAGGGUUUACGUGUUCUCAUGAACAACUACCCCAGCUAUGGCGCGCUGAUGCAGGGAAUGGAUCCCAACGAGUUCGGACUCAACGUCAACUCACCAGAUCUCAUCUCUACGCAGAUUUACUCUCUCUUCGACGACACGCCUCCGCGUCCCGCGAUUCCCAGCGUCCGGCUUCCUGAGUGUUACAAGGUGACCAAUGUGCAACCGAUUGAGACCAAGAUCCCGUCAUUCAACGAGGAGACCCUGUUCUGGAUCUUCUACAGCUGUACACAGGACGUCAAGCAACAAUUGGCUGCGGUCGAGUUGCACAGCCGAAACUGGCGUUGGCACAAGAAGCUGCAUUUCUGGUUGACUAAGGACGAGCUCAUGAUGCCCGCUAGCCUUGGUCCCCACCAUGAACGCGGCUACUACAUCGUCUGGGACACCACCAACUGGCGCAAGGAGCGGAGAGAACUCACCCUCCACUACGGUGACCUGGAGACGAAUCUGGCACAACCGGUUGCAUAG